Molecule: messenger RNA, 324 nt
Organism: Cladocopium goreaui
Lineage: Eukaryota; Dinophyceae; Suessiales; Symbiodiniaceae
Source: the annotation of a GenBank genome assembly
CGGAAGCGUCGAGAACCGUCUGAUGGCGCCAUGGGUAACGCGCCGCUGCCGGCGGGAGUGCUGGAACCUGGAAGUGGCAUCGUCUUCACGGUGCACGGGACCAAGUACUUGGCCAUGGUUACGGCCGUUUGCCCCGAAGAGAUAGACCCAUGGUAUGGCGUGCCGCACUAUCUCCGCUACAUCAGCGGGCAGUGCGCGCGCGAGUGGGUCUGGCUGGACGUGAGUUCAAAGAUGCUGACGCUCAGGCCCGGGCGGUUCCGCUGUACUUUUCAGAUGGAGAGCACUGGGUUGUGGCGUGGGGAAGCCGAGGCAGUUUCGAGGCAG